UCUCUCUCUCUCUCUCUGUUUCUGUCUCUAGAUAUUUCCCUCUCCUUCAAUUCUCAGACGUUUUCUCUGCGAUAAAAGGUCGGUUCUCUGCCUUUUUCCCACCUGGGUUUUGUCUUUGGAGACUGAAUUAAUGGGUUCGAGUCAGUUUUUCCACGAAAGAGUCGGUCUUGCUAUAUGGUUCUUUCUGUGAGAAAUCAAAACGCAGGGCAUUUUCCAUUGUUUUUCAUUUUCUUUGGUUUUUCUGAGGUGGGUUUUGUUGUAUAAGAUUUUGGGUGUUGGAUUUUGUCGUGAAUUCGGCGGAAGACUGGUUUUUGGAAGUGGGUUUUGUUUUAGGGGUUUGGAGGUGUGGGAUUUCAUCGUGAGUUGUAAGAAAGAUCGGUUUCUGUUUGAAUGUUGCAAUCCUGUGAUUUAUUUCGAUUUUCGAAGUGGGUUUUAUUGCGUGAUUGUAAUCUGGGGAUUCUGUAUUGAAUUUUAUGGCAGGAUUGGUUUUGGAAGUGGGAUAUGUUUUAGGAGAAUGAGAAUAGUGGAAUUUGCUUGAAUUCCACAAGAAGACGCUUUUUUUUUUUAACUCACUCUUCUAUUUCUUUUUCUGAAUUGGGUUUUAGUUUUGGGUAAUUGGUGAUUGGAUUUUGCCAUGAUAUAGGGUGAAAAGAGCAGUUCUUGUAUUUAUUUCUUUUAGGAGAUUAGAGAAGCGGGACAUGAUUGUGUUUUCGGCCAAAGGCUUGGAUUUGCAAGGUAUGCUGGUUUAGGUGAUUGUAGUCGUGGGAUUUUUCUUUGAUUUUGACAAAAGGAACUGUUUUUCCAUUUGGUUUUGUUCUGUGGGAUUGGAGGAAUGGAGUGACACUAGGAUUUCCGCAAAAGGAUCCAGUUUUGUAAGUGGAUUUUAUUUUACGAGAUUGAAGGGAGAGGAUGAAGGGAGGAAAAGAUGAGGACAAGGUGAUGGGCCCCUUGUUUCCUAGGCUUCACGUAAGUGAUGCAGAUAAGGGGGGGCCAAGGGCACCUCCAAGGAACAAGAUGGCUCUUUAUGAACAGCUCAGCAUCCCUUCCCAGCGGUCGAAUUCUGCAGGGUCAUUAGGACUGCCUCCAAAGCAUCGCAUCACCAGCAAACCGGUUGGUUCCUUCAGCAUCAUCAAGUCAUGUCGGUUUGAGAAUUUCUAUGAUUUUUUCCUUUGUUACGCAGGUGGUGGUCAUGAAAGGAGUAUGUUUUCUCCAUUUUACAUCCCUUCUCCCAUACCUGCCCAUUCUACUGAGAAGGUUCUCCCCCGUUCUUCUUUUUCUGAUGUGUUGAAUUCAAAUGCCAAGAGGAUGGAGCUUGAGGGGAAUUCUAUUAAAAGUGCGAGUUAUAGAGCGUUGAGCAUUAGAGGGCAUUUCUUGUCAACUGCUGAAUCCAGUUCAAUCCGAUCAGAUGGCUUCUCCAAUUCAAAGAAUUUUUGCAGGAAGAAAGUCAGAGAUGAGGAUGACUUCAGAGUUCCUACCAAUGGCCACUUAGGGACAGCCCCAAAUUCUAGUAAGGAUCAACAGAGUGGAGGUAGAGAAAGAACAACUCACUUUACGAUGUAUCCAGGUCAUUUGACAGUUACUGCCACAAACAGCCCACAGAAAAGCGCACCAGCUACUUGCAAUUCUUCUUUCCACCUCCAUAACACUCUCAAUAUGCCCCUGAAACGAACUGACACCACAGACCUAAAGUUAAGACAGCAUGGAAGACACCAAAUUGAGCAAAAAAGAAGAGAAACUAUAGCAACUAAAGACUACAUGGAGAAGUCCGCAUCGACUGGAGAAAAGAAUGCAGAACCCUCCAAGCAUGCGCCGAUAUCUUUGAAUCCAGAGCACUGUGGUUCUGUAAAUGAAAAUGAUAAUGCAUGGUUAUUACAAGAAGCUAGUGCUAGAUUGCUGCCAAAAAACAUCUGUGGUCGAGGUGUUUCUGUUGAGCCAAGGUGCUUUGCUGUAAAUGCUGUUUCAGAACAGGGAAAUGUUUCAAAGUUUCGGAGCGACUCAUAUUCUAGAGCCUCCCUCAGGGAUAGUCAUAGAAGUCCUAAUGAGCCUGGAAACUGCAAUGGGGAAAGUGAAGAAAGGGCAUAUCGGUCAUUGCGACUGGAAGAUGUGGAUAGAAAUGAUGAUGUGUCAGAGACGUCCAUGUUAGACUCCAUGUCAGGCUUGGACAUAACACCUGAUGAUGUUGUGGGAGUAAUGGGUCAGAAGCACUUCUGGAAAGCGAGAAGAGCAAUUGCCAAUCAACAGAGGGUUUUUGCUGUUCAAGUCUUCGAGUUGCAUAGAUUGAUAAAGGUUCAGAAGUUGAUCGCCGGUUCACCACAUCUGAUGCUUGAAGAUUAUCCUUAUUUAGGCAAACAAUCUACGAAGGUUCCCACUAAAAAGCUGCCUUCCGACUACAUUGUAAAAUCUCAACUGCACAUCAGUAAGCCAAAAGACGACUCUCAGAAGCCAAGCCAGAGCACCGGCUGCCCGACUGAGAGUGCAGGUGGGAAGCCUCCACUUCCUCCUGUCAAUGGCGGGGUCAGAAAUGGACUUAGUCAAAUUUCAAGUCCUGGAAAUCCCCCACCACCAGCAGCUGUGGCUGCUGAUAACAAGCCCGGGCCAUGGUGUUUUCACCCACCUGGUAACCAAUGGCUGGUUCCCAUCAUGUCCCCAUCAGAAGGUCUUGUUUACAAGCCGUAUACUGGGCCCUGUCCCCCGACUGGCAGUUUCAUGGCUCCAGUUUACAGUGGCUGUGGCCCGGUUAGUGUACCUCCUGUCCCAGCCUAUGGGGUGCUGGCUUCUCACCAACAACCAGGGGUUGGGGUUAUUUCUGGCGCACCUGCUGUGGCUCCGAACUACUUUCCUUCUUACGGCUUGCCAGUUGUGAACCCAGUUAUACCUACCUCAUCUGUGGAACACGUGAAUCCAUUGGGUGGGGCCCAGCCACAUGGGCAAGCUGAACAGAUAUCAACGCGAGAUGUCACCUUCAACAUGCAGUCGGGGAGCUCGUGUAACUUAGCAAACCAGAAUACCGAAUCUUUCUCAUGUUGUGUUAGGAAGAUCCAAACAUCGAAAGGCAGCGAAGUCCAAGGGAGCACGGCGAGCAGUCCCAGUGAUUGGGAGAAAAGGGCCAGCCAUGUCGUGGGAGGAAGGGAUGUGCUGCCACUUUUUCCCAUGGCUCAAUUGGAGGGUUCAGGCCAGACCCAGCAUGCCCACAGUACUGACCAGCAGGCUAGCGUGAUCAAGGUCGUGCCGCACAAUCCAAGGUCUGCAACUGAGUCAGCGGCACGGAUUUUCCAGUCUAUACAGCAAGAACGGCAACAGUAUGACUCACUGUAACUCUGGAGGUAAUCUUAUCUUUAUAAGAUUGCGUGACAGAUCACAUGAAAGUAAAUGUGCCUAAUCAUAAUCAUGAUCUGCUGUUGUGCAUUUGAUAUUUGUAUCUGGGUUUUCCCAGUCUGUUUUUAUGUUAUUUGAAUGUAAAUGUAUUACUGUAUGAUCCAAUAAUAAUAAUAAUAAUAAUAAUAAUAAAUCAAUAUUCUAUGGCAA
Molecule: messenger RNA, 3525 nt
Organism: Magnolia sinica
Lineage: Eukaryota; Viridiplantae; Streptophyta; Magnoliopsida; Magnoliales; Magnoliaceae
Product: protein HEADING DATE 3B-like
Exons: 4
Coding region: 910-3315 (801 amino acids)
Biological process (GO): regulation of photoperiodism, flowering
Source: RefSeq, a predicted model, not a curated record